Molecule: messenger RNA, 2086 nt
Organism: Corvus hawaiiensis (hawaiian crow)
Lineage: Eukaryota; Metazoa; Chordata; Aves; Passeriformes; Corvidae
Gene: EIF5
Product: eukaryotic translation initiation factor 5
Exons: 12
Coding region: 489-1781 (430 amino acids)
Biological process (GO): formation of cytoplasmic translation initiation complex; translational initiation; formation of translation preinitiation complex
Cellular component (GO): cytosol
Molecular function (GO): GDP-dissociation inhibitor activity; translation initiation factor activity; eukaryotic initiation factor eIF2 binding
Source: RefSeq, a predicted model, not a curated record
AAUAGCGAUAGCGGGGGGCGGGGCGCGCCGCUGGCUGAUUGAUCCCAGCUCUGGCGUUGUUCAGUCGGAGCGAGAACAUUCUAGAGAUUGCCCGGCACCGCUCUCCCUGGUGAUACCGCCCGCUCCAGGACGCCGGGACCCGGAGGCUGCGGCGUCCGCCUCCGCCUCCCUCUCCCGUCUGGAUAUAAGCGCCCCCUCGGCCCUGUUCUCCUCUCACAAUCGGCUUCGUCGCAGCCCGGGGCGAGCAGCGUUGGGUUUAUGUCUUUAUUGGACGAAAACGAGCUGUUGCGCAGCCACUGGUACCUGUAUUGGGGAAACAUAGCGUACAAGCAAGAACCUUACAGCCUCAGUGGCGAAAAUUUUUUCAUGUCAGAGACCGAGAACUCUUGCAGUCGUUUAUGUCAUCCCGUCUUCUCCAGACAGAAGAUACCAAAAAACUGCAAUCAAAGAUCUCUUCAUCUUAUUGAUAAAGCUACUAAUAAGGCAAAAUGUCUGUCAACGUCAACCGCAGUGUUUCAGAUCAGUUCUAUCGCUACAAAAUGCCCCGUCUGAUUGCCAAGGUGGAGGGCAAAGGAAAUGGAAUAAAGACGGUUAUAGUCAACAUGGUUGACGUUGCAAAGGCGCUUAAUCGGCCUCCAACGUAUCCUACCAAAUUUUUUGGUUGUGAGCUGGGAGCACAGACCCAGUUUGAUGUUAAGAAUGACCGUUACAUUGUCAAUGGAUCUCAUGAGGCGAAUAAGCUGCAAGACAUGUUGGAUGGAUUCAUUAAAAAAUUUGUUCUCUGUCCUGAGUGUGAGAAUCCUGAAACUGAUCUGCAUGUCAAUCCUAAGAAACAAACUAUAGGUAACUCUUGCAAAGCCUGUGGCUAUCGAGGCAUGCUUGACACAAACCAUAAACUCUGCACGUUCAUUCUCAAAAACCCUCCUGAAAGUGGUGACACUGGUACAGGAAAGAAAGAAAAGGAGAAGAAGAACAGAAAAGGCAAGGACAAAGAGAAUGGUUCUGUGUCCAGCAAUGAGACACUUCCACCCCCACCACCAGAGGAGAUUACUCCUCCACAGGUUGUGGAGGAGGAGGAUGAUGAUGACUGGGGUGAGGACACAACAGAAGAGGCCCAGAGGCGUAGAAUGGAUGAAAUCAGUGACCAUGCAAAGAACCUCACACUUAGUGAAGACCUGGAAAGAACUGUGGAGGAGAGAGUCAACUUACUAUUUGAUUUUGUAAAGAAAAAGAAGGAAGAAGGUGUCAUCGAUACUUCUGACAAAGACAUUGUAGCAGAAGCAGAGAGACUGGAUGUAAAGGCUAUGGGCCCACUUGUUCUCACUGAAGUCCUUUUUGACGAAAAGAUUCGUGAACAAAUAAGAAAAUACAGACGUCACUUCCUUCGUUUCUGCCACAACAACAAGAAAGCUCAGAGGUACCUUCUCCAUGGCUUUGAGUGUGUGGUAGCCAUGCAUCAGUCUCAGCUUAUUUCGAAAAUACCACAUAUUUUGAAGGAAAUGUAUGAUGCAGAUCUUCUGGAAGAAGAAGUCAUCCUUGGCUGGGCAGAAAAGGCCUCAAAGAAAUACGUUUCAAAGGAGCUUGCCAAAGAAAUCCGUGUCAAAGCAGAACCAUUUAUUAAAUGGCUAAAGGAAGCUGAAGAAGAAUCUUCCGGUAAUGAAGAAGAGGAUGAAGAUGAAAACAUAGAGGUGGUGUACUCCACAACUGCCAGUGUACCUAAAGUUGAAACUGUGAAGCCUGCAAACAAUAAAGAUGAUGAUAUUGAUAUUGAUGCCAUUUAAAGUGAUGCAACAUAGCUUCCAGCAUAGUAAUGCAAACUUCUCUGCGUUUUCUGCCAGAAGUGUGACUUGUAUGUGCACAAGCUGAAAUGGCUUAACGUCCUGCUACUUUGUACUCUAAAAUGUAUCUUUUUACUGUGACUGGUCUUGUGUAACUAAGCCUAAUACCAAGGAGUCAGCACGUCGGUGAACUGAUCUAGUUUGCAACUGGCAUGUUCUAUUUUGUUUUUCUAACUUGUGUUGGACACAUACUUGGAGCACAUUUAUACAGUUGUGGAAAUAAAGGAUUUGGUUUUGGUCAAUCUUCA